CAUCAGCACACAACAGGCCGGAAAGCGUGCAGUUGGCUCCUCGAGUGAUACGUCCCGUCCGUACAUACGAUCUUCGGCGAACUCUUGACAGCUAGCAGGCAACUCGUCAUCGUUUCAAGCAAAAGUGGCUGAAGUGGGGAGGAAAGGGGAGAGAUUCAACUCUGGUCUCCCCUGCACUUCCUGAGAAGAGUCAGCCAUGGAUGACAGCUCCUCUCUGCGGAAAGUCAGCAGUUCCACAGAGUCAGUGGCCACCGUCACCAGCGAGGAGUUUGUUCUGGUACAGCCUGGUGCCACUGGCUCACCUCAAGGCUCGGAAGGAAAACCCAAGCUCAAGAUGUCUUGGAACGGUAGUGAGCAGCUGGAGAAAGCAAUGGAGGAGGUGCUGGAUGACGACGACGACGACGACGACGAGAAAGUGGAGAAAAGUAGCGUGGAAGAGAUGGAGAAGCACAGCAACCCAGAAGCCCUGGAGAUACAACCGCCAGAGAUAACAUGGCCGUGCCCAGCGCCGGCUAGCCCCGCCAUUCAAGAGGAAGACAGCGUGCAGUUCAAUAAGCUGUCUUACUUGGGCAGCACUUGCGUCAAGGCUCCUCGCGAUGAAGCCGAAGCGCAGAGAGCCAUGGCUACCUUGCGGGCCGACAGUGCCAUCCCUAUCCCCGUCACUCUGCAUGUACCCUGCGGACCAGAAGGUUCGGUGAGGGUUGUGGACCAGGCAUCGGGCACAGAGAUUUUCUCCUUUCCCAUCUACAAGGUGUUGUUCUGUGCCCGCGGGCGCGACGGUUCGGUGGAAAGUGACAGUUUUUGCUUCACCGAGAGUUAUCGGAGCUCCGAGGUCUUCCAAAUUCACGUCUUCGCCUGCCACAUCCAGGAGGCCGUCAGUCGAAUCCUGUACAGUUUCUCGACAGCCUUUCGCCGCUCUUCGCGGCCGACUGAUAUCAGAGAGACGCCGCUGUUGAGUCCUCUCGACAGUAACCUCUUUAUUUUCACCGUCACCCUGGAGAUUAAGGAAGAUGACGGCAAGGGAAAUUUCAGUCCGGUUCCCAAGGACCGAGACAAAUUGUACUUCAAACUGCGACAGAAUGUUCCGAAGAAAGUUGUGAUUACAGUGCAGCAAAUUAGCAACAAGGAGCUGGUGAUUGAGAGGUGUUUUGGAAUGCUACUAAGUCCAGGCCAGAAGGUUUGCAAUAGCGACAUGCAUCUGCUAGACAUGGAGUCGAUGGGAAAGACUUCUGAUGGAAAGGCCUAUGUGAUCACAGGAACAUGGAACCCCAAUAUUGCAGCCUUCCAGGCCCUCAAUGAAGACACGCCAAAAGAUAAGCAAGCUUACAUGACGGUAGCAGUGGACUUGGUGGUCACAGAGGUGGUGGAACCAGUUCGCUUCCUGAUGGAAACUUUGGUCAGGGUUUAUCCCUCCAACGAACGUUUCUGGUACUUCAGCCGAAAGACCUUCAGCGAGACCUUUUACCUCAAACUUGGACAGCAUGCAUCGGAGAGGACAGGUCAAAGUGACGCUAUGUACGAGGUGGUGAGCCUUCAGAGGGAGGCGGAGAGAAAUAAUCCAGGCAAAGGACAACCGGCCUCACCCGCUGAAGAGGACGAGGCGGCGGAUGACGACAGUGACAGUGAAAUCUCCAGCGGGACGGGAGAUGUUUCGAAAGAUUGUCCUGAGAAAAUUCUGGAGUUGUGGGGAGCAAUUCUCACUCGAUGGCAUGGGAACCUGUCCACUCGUCCAAAGGGUUUGCACCCAUUGGUCCGGAGUGGCAUUCCAGAGCCACUGAGAGCUGAAGUAUGGCAGCUGCUGGCCGGUUGCCACGACAACCAUGACCUGCUUGAACACUAUCGCAUCCUCAUCACCAAGGAUUCAGCUCAGGAGGCAGUGAUCACUCGGGAUAUUCACCGUACCUUCCCUGCACAUGACUACUUCAAGGACUCUGAUGGAGAUGGACAGGAUUCACUCUUCAAGAUCUGCAAGGCCUACGCGGUCUACGAUGAGGAAAUCGGUUACUGCCAAGGACAGUCGUUUCUUGCGGCUGUUCUGCUUCUGCAUAUGCCUGAGGAACAGGCUUUUUGUGUGCUGGUGAAAAUCAUGUUUGAGUAUGGCCUCAGAGCUCUCUACAAAAACAACUUUGAAGAUCUUCAUUGCAAGUUCUUUCAGCUGGAGAAGCUCAUGCAGGAACAGCUACCCGAUCUCUGGUCCCAUUUCCAAGUACUCAACCUGGAGGCGCACAUGUAUGCCUCUCAGUGGUUCCUCACCCUCUUCACUGCCAAGUUCCCCUUAUGCAUGGUGUUCCACAUCACCGAUCUCCUGCUUUGCGAGGGUUUGAACAUCAUCUUCAAUGUUGCCUUGGCUCUGCUCAAGACAUCCAAGGAGGAUCUCUUGCAGGCCGACUUUGAAGGGGCUCUGAAGUUCUUCAGAGUGCAGCUGCCCAAACGCUACAGAGCUGCAGAGAACGCCAGGAGGCUGAUGGAACAAGCUUGCAACAUCAAGGUUCCAACCAAGAAGCUUAAGAAAUUUGAGAAAGAAUAUCAGCUGCAGAGAGAGAGCCAGCUACAGCAAGAAGACCCCAUUGACAGAUACCAGAGGGAGAACCGCCGCCUUCAGGAAGCCAGUAUGCGUCUAGAACAGGAGAAUGACGACUUGGCCCAUGAGCUGGUCACCAGCAAGAUUGCCUUAAGGAAUGACCUGGACCAGGCAGAAGACAAGGCCGAUGUUUUGAACAAAGAGUUGCUCAGCACAAAGCAGCGUCUGGUGGAGACGGACGAGGAGAAGAGACAACAAGAGGAGGAGACUGCUCAGCUGAAGGAAGUCUUCAGGAGGGAGCUGGAGAAAGCCGAGCUGGAGAUCAGGAAAACCACAGCCAUCAUCGCCGAGUACAAACAGAUUUGUUCCCAGCUUAGCACCAGGCUGGAAAAGCAGCAGGCAGCAGCAAAAGAAGAGCUGGACAUUGUCCGGAGUAAAGUCACGGGUUGCGAGCACUGUCGAGAGCUUUUCACCACCCUGGGUUCCCUGCAAGUGUCGUCCCCCGCCCGUGACGACGCAAGCUCGGAACCGCUGGACGAGGAGAAGGACGGACUGAAGGAGCAGCUCAGGGAGAUGGAACUGGAGCUGGCACAGACCAAACUCCAGCUGGUGGAGGCCAAGUGUCGCAUUCAGGAGCUGGAACACCAGCGAGGGGUGCUGAUGAACGAGAUCCAGGCGGCCAAGAACUCUUGGUUCAGCAAAACCUUGAGCUCCCUCAAGAGCUCGGCGGCCUCGUCUUCGUCCACGUCCCAGAGCCCGUGUUCUCCAAAGGAAGGCCCCCCCGCCUAGGGACGCUCUCCUCAUGGCCUCGGCGGAGACAUCAAGUGUUCCUUUCCUGGCUCUUUGGACUGCCACAAGAGAGGAAAGUGAAACAAAUGGGAGACUGCAGCUGGCCUGAGUGAAUCCAUACUAGAUGCUUUGGUCUUUUCUAGCCCUCACUAAAACGCCGGAUGGUGAGGUAAUACUGCUUUUACACAAUUUGAGCGUCAAACAAAUAUUGUUGUCUAUGUUGACACCAUAACGCAGAACAACACAACCUUUUUGAGAUUCUUCUCGAUAGAAUUCUAACUUAAUGUUAAAGAUUUUUUUUUCUUUUUCUAAAUAACAUUGUACAGUUCUUAAAGAGGUAAGAAACGUUUUUAUUUUCCUUCUUUUUUUUCUUCUAACGUUGGAAAUUUCAUUGUGAUCUCUGCAAGCACAGCGUGUCAUCGUUCCGGUCGAGUCCGUUCUUUAGUCGCUUUGACUUUUGCAUCCCCCACUCAGGGGUGUUCUUGGACUAGGUCAUGCCGUUCUACUUUGGAUCGGCUCUUCACAUAUCCGCUUGGUGCCUGCAAGCAUUUUAUUUCUCUUCCAAAUGAAAGCCAUCAUGAUCUUAAAACAUCCGACCUGUUUGCUCGCUGGUUUAGUAUUGACUUGAAAAUAAUUCCCUUUUAAUUUCUUCCUCUAAUGUCCCAUUUUUAUCGCCAACAUUUUCAAUUUGCACGACUGCACCUCAUUUGAUUUGGAUUCAAAUGGACUCCAUUUUAUUUCCUCAACUCCAUUUUUAAGUCGAUUUAAAAAAUGUCUGUGGACGCAGAUCGUUUUAUUUUCUGCAAUCGCUCGAUGAAAUAAAAUCGAAUUCAUUCCACAACUUUUUCGCGUGUAUAAAAAAAAAAAAAUACCUCCGACUGUUGUGGGAAUGGAGCGCCCACAGUGGGAAAAAAUUGUGCUCCUCUGCUACAGCCAAAAAGAAAAAAAACAGGAAAGAAUUAUUAUUUCGAAAGAGAGAUUGAACAAAUGAUAGCACAUCUGCCUCUGUGUGGGUUUUCUUGGGUGUUCCCAUUUCUUCCCACGUUCCAAAAACAAGCAUGUUUGCUAAAUGGUCCAUAGAUGCGAAUGGAUAUUUGUCUGUGUGAUUUAUUGAUUGAUUGAUUGACUGAUUGACUGAUGACCAGUUGACUAACCCGCCCCGAUGCUCAAAACAAAGUAGAAAGUAGAAAACAUCCUCUUAGUAUAAAUCAGCAAUUGGAAUUUCAAACAAAAAAAAGCUUUAGCAGUUUUCCGACUCCAUUUUUGGUGCCAACACGUUGGUUUUAUCUUUUCAACUGGCUGCCAGAAGCUGUGCGUUGUGCCAUAGCAGCCUCCCCUGGUCCAGUUGGGUCCUGUUGGAAACCAGUUGGACUCUCCCUCAGUGCACAUAAAGUAGCUGGUGGCCAGCAGUUGGCCUAACUGGACCAAACGCACCAAAGGGAGGUUUCCGUUCACAUUCCUUCCGCAGGGUUGUGGACCAUCCCAACAACAAGCGGUCUCAUGUCAACCUUGGUCCAGAACCUCAUUUUCAUGCGUGACUUCCGAGUUGUAUGAAGCACAGAACAUAUAAGUGAGGGUUAUUGUUACAGCUGGCAGUUUGUAAUUCACUGUAAUUCACUUUGAGAGACUGUUGCUGUCUUUGCUGUUAAGUCACUGUCUGAUGUGCAUUAAUAAAUGUCAAUGCUUCUAUUCA
Messenger RNA from Syngnathus typhle (broad-nosed pipefish), 5003 nucleotides. RefSeq names its product RAB GTPase activating protein 1-like (gene rabgap1l). The record is from RefSeq and is a predicted model, not a curated record. The transcript is spliced from 26 exons. Lineage: Eukaryota; Metazoa; Chordata; Actinopteri; Syngnathiformes; Syngnathidae. The coding region runs from base 197 to 3310 and encodes 1037 amino acids.